Molecule: messenger RNA, 10724 nt
Organism: Podarcis muralis (Common wall lizard)
Lineage: Eukaryota; Metazoa; Chordata; Lepidosauria; Squamata; Lacertidae
Source: RefSeq, a predicted model, not a curated record
CUGGGAGGAAGGCCUCUCCUCCUCUCCCUCCUCCAGCUGACCAGGCUGGGCGCCCAGGGAGUGGGGUGUCUGACUGAGGGUCUGAAGUUUUCUCCCCCGCCCCCGUUGGAGGCAUGCAUUUAGGAAGAGAAACGAGCCUCCCCAAAACAACGGGAGGAGGCGUGGUGUGGAAAGAAGGGCCCUUUGGGUGGCAUCGAUGCUACAGAAUAGAAGAGGAAUAGAAAAUUCCUAUAGGGAAAGGGGCAUUUUGAGGGGCAGGAGAACAUCUGACGAGGGAUGGUUUUUUGGGGGGGGUGAGAGAGAAUCAAAUUGUUUUGAGGGGUUCCGUUAGCAGCAAGGCAGAGUGAAACGGUCCAUGGAGGGUGAGGUUGAAAGGGAAGGAUGAUCUGACAGGGUUUGAAGAGGGGAAGGGGGAGAAGGGAGAUCUCCACCGAUUGGCUGGAUGGUAGAAAUGGGCGAUGUUGCAGAGAUCUCUGUGAGGAAUAGAUUUUCCAUAUCUGCAUGACUCUGUGAAAGAUGAAGAUGGGCAGAGAGAAUGGGAGAACUGAUGGAUGUAUUUAGGGGCCGUAGUGAGAGGGAGAGAGACAGAGAGCGCUCCCAUUGACAAAUGGGAACAAUUAACUCAGGAUGGCUUGGAGAGAAGUUGAAAAAGGUCGUGAUAAAUUGUACAGCUUAGAGUUUCCCAAGUGUUUUGUUUCACAUUAUGGACUGAACCAACUCCAACCAGGCUUUAUUGCGAAGGAAGAAAAAACACACAGCUGUAAUAGCUUGACCACAGACGAGAUAAUCCACAACAGGGUAAAUGAGUCAGAAUGGAUCAGGAAGGUGGGGGUGACUUCCAGAAAACCCCUAACUUCCAGUGGAGAAACUACAAGCUCAUCGUUGACCCAGUGCUCAAGCGGGCCCCGCACAAGGUCUACCGCUAUGAUGGAGUACAUUUCAGCACUAAUGAUUCGGGCCUCGCUCCUGUGGGUGAUGUGCGGGAUCCCAGACGCAGGAUAUGGUCCAAGAACAGAGACAUUUCCCUCCCUGUCCCAAAGUUUAAGCUGGAUGAGUUCUAUGUGGGUCAGAUCCCUCUGAAGGAGGUGACCUUUGCCCGGCUCAAUGACAACAUCAAGGAGCCCUUCCUGGCGGACAUGUGCAAAAAGUAUGGAGACAUUGAGGAGAUUGAGAUCCUCUACAAUCCGAAGAACCGCAAGCACCUGGGCCUGGCCAAGGUGCUCUUCACCAGCACAAGGGGAGCCAAGGAAACAGUCAAGAACCUGCACAACACUUCGGUCAUGGGCAACAUCAUUCAUGCUCAGCUCGACAUCAAAGGUCAGCAGCGAAUGAAGUAUUACGAACUGAUUGUGAAUGGCUCCUAUACACCCCAGACUGUCCCCACUGGAGGCAAAACACUCAAUGAGAAGUUCCCAGCGGACUCGUCAGAGUCCCGAAGGCGCCACUCAACAGACUCCUCAUACGCUAGUAACACAAUGCCUUCAACGCCUGGCAAUGGCACACCUUCCUCUCAGGACACUCCUUAUUCCAGUGGUAGGCAGGAUACACCUUCUUCGUAUGGCCAGUACACGCCACAGUCGUCCCAGGGGACACCAUACACUCCCCGGGGAGGGACGCCAUAUUCUCAAGAUUCUGCUUAUUCCAGCAGGCAAGGGACUCCAGGCUACUCAAGCUACCAGCCAGAGUCAACAUCGUACAAAUCCCGCCGACAUGAGAACAGCUUUCCAGACUCGUACUCGCGUCGGCAUUAUUCUUCUUCGUCCUCUUCCUCCUCCUCCUCGUGCUCUUCUUCCUCCUCCUCCCACUUCCGUAGCAAUGACCAUCACUACCCUCCCUACAAUCAGCAGUUUGACGGUGGCAGCGGUGGCGCCGGCAGUGCUGCCACAAUCAGCAGCAGCAGCCGGUACCAACGCCUCUCAUCCACCUCAGAAGGGCGCCCGUCUUCUUCCACCCCCUCCUCUUCCACCCCCUCCUCCUCUCAUCGCUCCCACCAAAGAGAGGACUCUGGUUUCCAUUCCCGGCACAGGGAGCGCUCCCAGAGGGAGGAGGCGACUCCUUCCUCCACCGUCAGCACCCCCACGGUCACCACCACCCCCUCCUCCUCUUCGUCGUCUGUGGCCACCCCAGCCCCAGAUAGUGCUCAAUUCCAGAACAGCCACAGCUUCACUCAGCAGAGUGCAGAGCCCUUUCCAGCACCCAGCGUUCUCUACCCACCGUACACAGCCACUCCGGAGCCUUUCUCCCUUCCCGUGGAACCCCUUGCAGUGGACCAGGACUAUCGGCUGCUCCCCACAGCCGAGACUUUUGCUGCCAACUCCUUGCCUCCUACCGAAUUUCUUGCUCAGGAAACUAAAGAGAACACCAGCCCAGCAGUAGCAACCAUUGCAGGGGCCGAUGACCGGUCCCAUUCCCCUGCUGUGCAGACCUCGCCGGCCCGGUCUGGCUCCCCUGCGCCUGAAACUACCAACGAGAGUGUCCCUUUCACUCAGCACAGCAGCUUGGACUCCCGCAUUGAGAUGCUGCUCAAGGAGCAAAGGUCCAAGUUCUCUUUCCUCAAUUUGGACACGGAAGAGGAAGACGAGGAGAAGGGAGGGCCCAAAGGAGUGGAGCCGCAUGGGCCCUGCACUCCACCGCCUCCCCUUCCUGUCAGUUUUGAAGAUGUGGUGCCGGCGCUGGACGUGGGAGCAGGAGCAGAAUCUCCCAAAGCCAAUGGACAAGAUAGAGCAUCUCAACAAUCUUCAGGUGAAGACAUGGAAAUCUCUGAGGAUGAAGCAGAGGUCGAACCCCCAACCCCUGUGGCAGGGGUGUCUGAACCCCAUUUUUCUGUGAUGCCGUCAGCCCUGGGCCACAUGCAGCUGGGCGUGUCCUCCUUUACCCCCCACCACCGACCAGAGCCGCCCCCCGCCUACCCAAUACAGCCUCUCAUGUCCGUCUCCCUCCCGCAUUUGGCGGGCAAGACCCACUCGCUCUCCAACUACGGCCAGGUUGGCCUACGGCAUGCUCACCGCCUCUCAGACUUCAGAGGGCGCGCGGGAGUGGUGGGCGGAGGCCGGGGUGCCCCCCACAUCUACGACUUCGUCAACUCCAUGGAGCUGAUGAACCGGCUGGGCAACCAGUGGGGCGGGAUGCCCAUGUCCUUCCAGAUGCAGACGCAGAUGCUGAGCCGCCUGCAGCAGCUGCGUCAGAGCAAAGGCCAGUUUGAGGACCCUUUCCCCUACCACCGGGAGGCGGCUUCUUUCUGCGGCCGCCCCCUCUACGGCCACGGCUACCUACUGGACCAGGCGAACCGCCACUUCCAGAGAGACCAGCUGUUCAUGCAGCAGCCGUCAGCAGUGGGGGCCUCGGAGCAGCAGCAGCCGCAGCAGCAUUCCUCGGAGCAGCCCCCUCUGCCACCCCCACAGCGCCUCCUUGAUUUCCGGGCCUCUCCAUGGGGAUACCAGGAGGAAGUGGCUCCACCCCCACCUCUUCCCAAGGACCCCCAUGCCUCCGUAGUGGACAGCGUCCUUGAGACACUCAUGCAGGAGAUGAAGAGCAUCAUGCAGCGUGACCUCAACCGCAAGAUGGUGGAGAACGUGGCUUUCAACACCUUUGACAAGUGGUGGGAGCGCAAGGAGGAGAAGGCCAAGCCUUUCCAGAGUACUGUCAAGCAGCCAGUCAAGGAAGAGGAGAAAGACAAGACAAAGCUGAAAGACCCUGCCCUGCUGUCCCUGGUUGACUGGGCCAAGAGUGGCGGCACUGGUGGCCUGGAAGGGUUUGGCUUUGGGACUGGCUUUCGAGGAGUUCUGGGACUCCCAUCCUUCAAGGUGAAAAGGAAAGAGCCAUCCGAAAUCUCGGAGGACAGCGAAGUGAAGCAGCCACACCCAUCUACUCUUGCUGAAGAGGAUGAGGAAGAUAAGGAUUCCUCACAGGUACCCAAAAGCUCCAAGAGGGAUGAUGAACGGAUCAAAGGGCCGGGAAAAAGGCGGAAACUUUUCUGCCUGGAUAGCGAGGGAGAGGAAGCAUCUGAGGAUUCAUCCUCUGAGAAGGAGGAGGAGGAGGAGGAGCGGAGGGAGGAAGGUGAAGGUUCUAGGGAGCGCGGCACGAAGAAGGAGGAAUCUGAAGAUGAAGGUGAGAGCGACGGCUCCUCCAAGUAUUCUCUCUAUGACGAGUCUGAUGAGGACAGCGACAGCACUUCUGAUUCAGAGAGCAGCUCUUCGUCUUCCUCUUCCUUGUCCUCCUCUUCAUCUGAUGAGGAGGAAGCUGAGAGCAUGGAGGAAAUGGACGAAUCUACCAUGGACAGCUGCCCCACCGAGCCACUGAGAGACCUGGAAGAGAGAAUGCGUCAAACUGCAGACGCUGAGCUUGACAAGAAGAAAACAGAAGCAGGCCUGCUCCAAGGCCAUGUGGCAGAAGAGAAGCCUGCUCCUCUGAAGGAUGGCACCCUGGCCCCGCAUCUAGAGGAGAAGGAUGUUGGGACGGCGCCAGAAGAGCGACCCAGGCCGGAAGAGCGACCUUCCUCACCUAUCCCACUCCUGCCACCACCCAAGAAGCGCCGGAAAACAGUCUCCUUCUCAGCUCCUGGUGAGGAUGACGAGAUCAAGGUGGCAUUUGAGAAGCCACUGGAACCGGCUCCUUCAACGCUUUUGCCUCCGCCGCCUCCUCUUCCCCCACCACCUCCGCCGCCUGUCCCCACAGAGGUAGCACAGGCCCCCUUAGUGCCUGUAGAACCCAUGUUACCAUCCCAAGUGCCCUUAACCCUGGAAGCCCCAGCUCCAGUUGCCUCUCCCCUGCCUCCUGUAGCGCCCCCUGCCAAGGCAGCAGCCCCUGCCAGCCGCAAGAGGGAGCCCCCCAAAGCCAACCAAAGAACAAUCAGCAACCUGCCGGCUGACCACGCUUCCCUGGUGAAGUGUUGGACGGAUGAGCUGCUUCCGCCUGGCCGGUCCCGGAGCCGCUCUCGCUCUCGGAGCUCAGAGCUCCCACGGGUGCCCCAGCCCCCUGGGGAGGACAGGCUGCACCUGCGCGAGCGGAUGGGCGUUUCCUCGCUGCUGGAGCUGGCGAAUCAACCCAACCUGGCCGUGCUGGCGGAUGUGGCGCUGAAGAAGGCCGGUGCAGGCAGUGAAGACUCCGAGGAGACGGAGACCUCUGACGAGGCCGAGGAGCCCAAGGCCGUGCCGCCGGUCCCCGCACUGCCCCCGGAAGUCAGCAGCAUUCUGAUGGAGCAUAACUACGCCAUGGCUGUCCGCGCAGCACCUGCCUCCCGCAAAGCCGACGAGGCGGUGUUGUCUGGCGCCGCUGACCUGCCGCGCGUGGAUUUGUACAGCGAGCACAUUGGCGAGGUCCUGGAGGCGCCUGAGGAGGUUGUGGCUGAUGCCAGUGAGGUCAAAGCUGAGCCUGACGUGGAUGACCUGGUUUCGCUGCCCCCGCCUCCGCCAGCCGAGAAGCCCAAGGCAGCUGUUCCACAGCAGCAGCAGCAGCAGCAACCACCACCCCAGGCCAAGAAGCAGCCCCAGUGGCUCAAGGAAGAGGCCCUAAAGGACCUGGGGAACUUGCACUUUGGGCCUGAGGACCUGUUCCUUUCAGAGAGUGAGGAGGAGGAGGAAGAGGAGGAGGAGAGUGCUGACAGCAGCGACGAAGGGGAGAUCCGCAGGCGCUCCCUGCGCUCCCACUCGCACAAGCAUGCCCCUGCUCAGCCACCUCCGCUGCCCCUGGCCUUUGAGACACGCAGUGAGUUUGAGCAGAUGACAAUCUUGUAUGACAUCUGGAACUCAGGGCUAGACCUGGAGGACAUGAAGUACCUGCGGCUGACGUACGAGCGCCUGCUGCACGAGGACAACAGCACGGACUGGCUGAACGAUACCCACUGGGUCCACCACACCAUCACAAACAUUGCGAACCCCAAGCGGAAGCGGAAGUCGUCAGACCUGCGGGAGCACCAGACAGGCUGUGCCCGCAGCGAGGGCUAUUACCAUAUCAGCAAGAAAGAGAAGGACAAGUACCUCGACGUCUGCCCGGCCACCGUGCAGCAGCUUGAUGCUGCUGACGUGCAGGGCACCAACCGCAUCCUGUCCGAACGGCGAUCUGAGCAAAGGCGCCUGCUCAGCGCCAUUGGCUCCUCCGCCAUCUUGGAUAGCGACCUUCUGAAACUAAACCAGCUGAAGUUCCGCAAGAAGAAGCUACGCUUUGGUCGGAGUCGAAUUCAUGAAUGGGGCCUCUUUGCCAUGGAGCCAAUCGCUGCUGAUGAGAUGGUCAUUGAGUACGUGGGUCAAAAUAUCCGGCAGGUGGUGGCUGACAUGCGCGAGAAGCGGUAUGCGCAGGAGGGCAUCGGGAGCAGCUACCUUUUCCGCGUGGACCACGACACAAUAAUCGACGCCACCAAAUGUGGCAACCUAGCCCGCUUCAUCAACCACUGCUGCACGCCCAACUGCUAUGCCAAAGUCAUCACCAUAGAAUCCCAGAAGAAGAUUGUCAUCUAUUCCAAGCAGCCCAUCAGCAUCAACGAGGAAAUCACUUACGACUACAAGUUCCCGAUUGAGGAGAACAAGAUUCCUUGCCUGUGUGGCACAGAGAACUGCCGGGGCACCCUGAACUGAGACGUAACCCUGGCGCUCGUAUUUAUUUUGUUUCCCCAGCCCUAAUCUCGCCUCUCACCCGUAGCUCAGCUCUUCUCCCCACAGAGUUGUGGGAAAACUCUCAGUCGCCUUAAGACCCAUCCAUGUACCUUUUAAAGCUCCCAGCCAAUGAGAAAGCACUUCCCUCGCCUCAGGUUCGAAUCAACAAGAAGUUCCUUUUUCUUCCACCAGCCAGGCUGGUGAUAGUUUCUUUUCAGGUGUUGCUGUCAUUUUUGCUCCAGCCUCCAACACCAAUUAACAAAACUCCUGUAGAUUCUGACCCUUUGCAGAAGUCAAAUAUCCUUCCCUUUCCAGCUUAAGACGGCCUGGAUGUUAGUGUGGUUAAUUCUGCAAUGCCCACCAGCUCUGUUGCUAAACUCAGAGAAUGGCUUACGAUAUUGAGGAAAUCAGCAGGGUGGCUGUGGGGUGGAAUUUCCCUUCUAGGUAUCAUCUAUUUCAGGUUAUGCAUGCUCAGCGCACAGCUGUCGAUUAGCUGUUGACUUUGAGAAUGGCAGGUUGGGAUCAGUGCCUCCUGUGAAACCUUUUGAGGCAGUGCAGUGCUGAUGCCCCUGAGGGCACAUCUGCUAGAGCUAAGAGCUGCGCAGGCCCUUGAAAUUUCAGAUUGUGGAGCAUUUGUCCUCACAUUUCCAAAGGGUUUGGGGGGGGGAGGUUUCCUGGUUUUUUGACAGAGAGGCCUAGAACAACCCCUGCCCCUGGGACUUUGUUCUGGGGUUAAAGAUUGCUCCCAAAAUCUUUCUGCUAAUGGCCAGGAUGCACUGGGGGAUGGGGGGAAGCAUGUCAUUGUCCAGCCGCGUCAUUCAGCUAGAUUUGUCACCAUGGGCAAAAACUUGAACCUUCCUGCUUCAGUGUCUCUCUCCUCAUAGAAUUAUCAUCCCGUUAAUUCUUCCUCCUUCCAAGCUCUUGCGGCCAGAGAAAUAGAGGUCCUGAAAACCAGUUAAGAUUGUGUCAUUCAUAUUGCAAUCUCCCUUUCCUGACUCUUUUUUUAUUCUGUAACGUGUAGUAAAACAGGGGGGACAGGGACUAGCCGUAAUAAUGAAGGGGAGUUGAGUUUCUUUCCUUGUUACAGUUAUGGCUUCAACUGAUGCUGACUUACAGCGUAAGCUAAGACUUUCCCACAUCCCAGCCACCCCUAAUAAUUUUUCUUUAGGAGAAGAAAGUUGUGUAUAUAUCUAUUCCAGAUGGAUUGGCUGUUUCUUGUAGAAACACAUGCGUUUAUUAGUAUGUAAAUAUUUUAUUUUGUUUUCCUCUUCAUACUAAAACGAAAACUGUAAAUAAUGUUGCAAUGUAUUUCCUUCUCCUGUUUUUUUAUCCGUGCUUCUUGCCCUGUGCCACCCUUUUCCUUUGAUGCCAAGUAGGAUUUCUUUCUUUCCCCCCCCUUUUCCCUCUUGGGUUUAUUUGGGGUGGGAGGGGAGCAUAUAACUUUCUGGCAGGGGGUCAAAGAGUGUAUUUCUUUGUUUCUUUUAAAUGGGAGUCAGUUUUGAAAGUGAAAGAUUUUAAAAGUAGGCAUUUGGAAAUAUUUUAGCAGGUUUGUUUGUUUGUUUCAUUUUAAAGUUCUGUCUUCAUCCUGCUUGUCCCAGUGUUUGGAUUUUGAAUAGUGUUGAGCUAGGUGUUUGGAAACAUAUCUUCUCCCUGGCUAGCAUGUGUUUCCUGCAGUGGACUGUCCAGAGCUAUGAGGAAUUGGCUGCUUUCAAUUUUCCCCAUCCAGAAUGCCCUUUAUGUUCUAGGGAAACCACGGGUGACACGUGAAAAAGUUUCCAUCUAUAUUUUAAUAGUAGAGAGCGGCAAGGGGCUUGCUUUCAAGGGAGGAUCAGCAUGCCGGCUGGUAGCUCUCUUCUUUCUGCUGCCCUCUGCUGUGUCCCGAAUCUUCCCCAUAUCAAGACAGCUAUUGAGAGAAUCCAUUUACUUCUCAGUUUCCACCCAAUUGGCCAACAGAAUAAAAUGCAGCCCUUCUGAGAUGUCUCUUAUUGACCUCACAAGCCUGUAAAUGCUUGGGAUGAGUUUUAGAUGUGCCCAUCUCGAUGUGACAUUUAAUAGGGCCAAAUAACUCCAUAUUAUGUCAGCAACCAUGGUCUGCCAGCCCAUCCUUGCUGAAUACAGUUAAUGUUAGAAGUGGGGGCAUUUUCAGCAGGCGAGGCAUCAGUGGGAGGGCCUGCUGUUUUGCUAAUGCUUCUCCCCCACAAUCCUUCCUUCUAGCUGUUUUUCCCCCAAUCCCCAUCUCGCACCCCAUCUCUGUGUCCAAGAGUGGAAAGAGAGGCAGGAGUGUAGAGAGAAGCAGGGAAGGCUUAAGAACCUUCCUCCCACCACGUCUCCUGUGAAAAGGCCCCUUCCAUACAUUUUUAUUAUUGUUGUUUAGCAAACACACUUUGGAACCCUCAUUGGCUGAUGUAGUCUGUAGUUCCACCCCAUUUCUUCCAGUAUUUUGACGGCUAAUUAUGUUCCAGUAAGAGGCACCUUUCUCACGUUGCUCUACAUUUGGUAAAACCUUUCCCACUCUGUGCCUCUUUUGUGUAUCCUCUUGGGGGCAGGAUUAAAAUUGCUACUGCUUUCUGCUCCUUUUCUUUUUUCACUGUGGUGCAAUCAUGGCACCUCCCCUAAAAGCCCUGGCCAGUUUUAAGGUAUGCUUCCAUAUCUAAAGAGAUGGCAGAUGACUUCCUCUCCUGCUGUACAAGGCUCCAUUAAGACUUGCCCAAUAUAAGUUGGGUGUUUUGUUUGUUUGUGGGACAAGGAGCAGAAUACUUGCAGCAGGUUUGCUGAACUCGAUUAUAUAAUUUUGUUGCGCAUCUCCCGCAGUUUAAUUCUUGUCAGAAGCUUAAAUUAUUUUUUCCUCUCACUACUAUAGUGUUUUGAAACCAAAGAGACAGGAAGUUGUGGAAACCCUAUGUUAGCAACCAUUGUUUUGAAGUGAAAAGGGGCUGAAUCAUCUCAAGCAGCUGCCUGUUUUGUCAGCAACCACUGUCUUGAUCUCCCUCCCCACCCCCAGGUGAUCUCAGUCUUGAACAUCCAUAAUUCCAUUGACUUUCUAAAUAAACUCUGCACAAAUUUUCUACUUACAGAUUUAAUUGAGGGGGUGGGUGGGGAGGAAGGAAGUUGUUGAGAAACAGGGCCAACCAUCGGUCAUUCUCUCUUUCCGUUCUGCCUAAAAUCUUCAGGUGGAUCUUCACCUGCACAGAAGACAGCUGUAUUUUAGGUAAUUAAAUAGUGAAAACAGCUGCAGUAAUAAACAGACCCUUUUAUGCCCUCCCUUCUAAGCCCCAUAAAUACUGACCUGUCUUUGGUGUGCUCUCCCAACUCAAAUCUCUGCUGUAUUUAAAAUUUUGAAAUAGCUCCCUCCCCAACCCUACAUCUUCCUUGCUUUUUCUAAAUUAUUCGUUGCUGCAGUGUUGUUUGUCUGUUUGUAAGCUUCGCUCUCACCCAGCCCCAGUCAGUCGGAAGGAUGUGACUGAAGUCUCAUUAUGCAUCUUCUCUGCAUUUCCAUUUUUUAAAAAACAAAACAACAAGCAGCCUGUUGGAUUUGAGCUUUUAAAAGGCCCUCACUCUCCAGGCUGCUGUUUCAACAGCUCCAGCCCCUUAAAAUCCAUCUCAUCUUAAAGGUUCAGAAACUACAUCCUUCCAAGUCUCCCUGACAAGUUUAAACCAGCAGCCACCUCUUAACUGUAAUAAACUACUGGCCAAACUUUUUCAUCCUAGCUAUCCGUGCUUUUCAGUGUAUUGACGGAUUCUGAUUUCAACUGGAAAUUCUGGUAAGAGCAAGCUUGCUUCUAUUCACAGUUGUGAUAUUAAUUCCAAAUAAAUAUGCCUUUGAGCCCAAUACACUCCUGGGGGGGGGGAGGGUGGAGCUGAAACCACAUAAUAUCUCUGAAUUAUGUUUGGUGGCAGGUUUUUGGAAAAGCGGACUGUAUUUCAGCAGGUUGGCAUGACAAAUCAAGCUUCUGUUUUUACUGGGUGUAAAUCUUUUCUGCCGAAGUCAAGUCACAAACGCUGUGUUUAGAGGUGCUGCAUCAUCUCAGUCCCCAAAUAUUUCAGAGGGAGGUUUUGGCUGGUUUGGGGAGUGUGACUCUCCUUGUUUUAGAUUUUUCAACAUGAAUCAUUUUACCACUGAGAUACACAAGCAGAGGA